Molecule: messenger RNA, 686 nt
Organism: Helianthus annuus (common sunflower)
Lineage: Eukaryota; Viridiplantae; Streptophyta; Magnoliopsida; Asterales; Asteraceae
Exons: 7
Coding region: 157-528 (123 amino acids)
Cellular component (GO): cytoplasm
Molecular function (GO): protein phosphatase inhibitor activity
Source: RefSeq, a predicted model, not a curated record
AAAACCUUAAAAAAAAAAAAACAGAAAAAAAAACCUUGUCUGAAAUCUUGAUUUAUCUUUAAAAAAGACAGAAAAGAAAAAAAAAAUCUUGAUUUCCCUUUGCGAAGUUCCUUCAUCCCAUCGAUUCAGGUGUUGGUCAAACUCGAUAAGAUCCUAAUGUCGGAAACAAAUGAUGGCAACCCGAUGCCCUCAAAGGAGCAAGAGGAAGCUGUAAUCAAGAAAAAGUAUGGAGGGUUGUUACCGAAGAAAAACCCGUUGAUCUCAAAGGACCAUGAUCGAGCGUUUUUUGAUUCGGCUGAUUGGGCACUGGGAAAGCAAGGAUCCCAGAAGAGUAAAGGACCAUUAGAGGCGCUCCGCCCUAAAUUACAGCCAACACCACAACAACAAUCGCGUUCAAGGCGCUCAGCUUACGCGCCAGCAGGUGAAGGAGAAGUGGAUGGUGGUAAUGCUGACAUGGAAGGUAAUGCUGACAUGGAAAAUGAUGAAAAAGAUCUUUCAAAAGAUCAAGAAACAAACCCUUCUCAGUGAUUUGGUUUAUUUCAAGGAUUGAUCUUAUGAUGAAUAACAUUACUGCAUGUGGUACUUUGGGACCAUGGGUCUUGUUCAUUAUUACCAUAAGGCAUAUUGUUGCAUCUUUGAAAGUUUUACUAUUGGGUAAUAAUAAAGUACUUGUGUUACUUGUUUAA